Messenger RNA from Plasmodium gaboni, 1410 nucleotides. RefSeq names its product putative GDP-fucose protein O-fucosyltransferase 2. Gene Ontology annotation, molecular function: peptide-O-fucosyltransferase activity. The record is from RefSeq and is a predicted model, not a curated record. The transcript is spliced from 2 exons. Gene Ontology annotation, biological process: protein O-linked glycosylation via fucose. Lineage: Eukaryota; Apicomplexa; Aconoidasida; Haemosporida; Plasmodiidae. The coding region runs from base 1 to 1410 and encodes 469 amino acids.
AUGAAAUUCAUAGUUUUUUUUUUUUUAUUUUUUCUUUUAAAAGUGAUAGACAGGGUUGCAUAUGGAAAACCCACUGAAUUGAUGUGUUUAAAGGAGGAUGUAUAUUUAGGUGAUAGCUUUUAUUUUUUGAAAAAGAAAAAAUAUAUUCUUUACGAUGUAAAUAUAGGGGAAGGAUUCAACCUUCAGAAAGAAAUAUUUUAUAGGCUAAGUUUGGUCACAUAUAAUAUGAACAAGGAUGAUAAAAGAAACAUAUAUUAUCUUGUGCUUCCACCUUGGUGUUAUGUUACACACUGGAAUCGAAAAAAAAAAAAUAAAAUAACCUGGAGUUUUUUUUUUAAUACAGAUAUUAUGAAAAAGGUUAUUCCUAUUAUAGAAUAUGAAGAAUAUGAAAGAAUAUACGGCAAUUUUUGUGAUAUAAUGAUAAAUAGUAAAUAUAUGUUUGAUAAUUAUAAAGAAAAGAGUUUUAUGAUUUUGCCAUUUGAAGAAUGCAAUAUGAAUGCUAAUAGAUUCAAACAAAUAUGUAAAAAAUGUAAUCAUAAAUAUAAUGUUAUAUAUUCUGGUUAUUGCAUAACAAUAAACACAAAACAGAGUGAAUGUUAUUCAUAUAGAAUGAUAAGUAGUUAUUUUAUAACUUUUAUAUUACAAAAUUUAUAUCUAUAUAAUAUUACAUCUGUAUUAAUAAAACAAAGUACAAAUAUAUUAGUACCUUUUGCUAAUGAGUUAUAUGAAAAUAAUAUAGAAGAUAUAUUAUUAUUUAAUAAUAAAUUAUUAUCAUAUGGAGAUAAUUAUAUAUAUAAUAUAUUAAAAACAUAUAAUUAUAUAAGUUCACAUUUAAGAUAUAAUGAUUUCAGAAAUAUAGCUAGAUAUAAUAUUCCACCUAUACAUAUUGCUUUAUUAAAAUUAUUAUAUAUUAUGUUUAUUCAUAAUUAUGAUAUAAUUUUUAUAGCUUCUGAUGAAAAAGUACAGAUACAAAAAGUUAUUCAUAAGCAUUUUAAUCAAUAUAAAAACUAUUUCUAUUUUUAUAAUAAUAAUAAUAAUUUACAUGAAGGAGAAUUUGCUAUUAUAGAACAGUGGAUAUGUACUAGGUCUCAUAUUUUCAUAGGCAAUAUAUUUUCAAGAUUUACUAUGCAUAUAAACUGGGAAAGACAUUUAAUAAAUAAAGGAAAUUUUAACCAAAAUUUAGAUCUCUGUUCUUAUCAUAUAAAUAAUGAUAACGAUCAAGAUAUAAAAAGUAGUUAUAAAAAUGUAAGAAAUAUUUUUAAUCAGAAAGCAUUGGAAAGAAUUAAAAGUAUAUAUGAUAAUUAUUCAAAGAGCGAUCAAAAAUAUAUUACUACUAUAUGUUACAACUUCCCUUCUCAUUUUCCAAAUAAUAUAAGUAUAUAUAGAAAGCAAUAUAUUAGCAAUACAUAA